Cololabis saira (Pacific saury) is the source of this 2685-nucleotide messenger RNA. RefSeq names its product coiled-coil alpha-helical rod protein 1 (gene cchcr1). Gene Ontology annotation, cellular component: centriole. Gene Ontology annotation, biological process: cell differentiation; protein export from nucleus. The record is from RefSeq and is a predicted model, not a curated record. Lineage: Eukaryota; Metazoa; Chordata; Actinopteri; Beloniformes; Belonidae.
GGAGAAUAAACCAGCAUUAAACUGUUUCCGGUUUACUAAGUAACACAGUGAAAUCUGAUAAAUAUGGAGAAACAAAACUCUGGAAAGGAAAGACUCAUAGUUCCUACCGAUUUCACUUCACCAGCACUUUCAAGGAAUACUGAGUGGGAUCUUGUUCCCCCGUCGCACUUUGCAGCGAGUUCCCAGCAGACUGGUGCAGCACAGUCCUGGAUAAACCCAGUCACACCAGGUCCUGGUCCAACCACUGCAGGACUCAAUAUCAGAUCUGCAGGGAGGAGUGAGCGGUGGCCCAGAUGUGAGGCGGAGUGGCCCCUCGAGGCCGAGAAGCACAAAGCUGAAGCCCAGAGGUUAAAGGGGCAGGUGGAGGCCCUGAAGGAGACGGCAGAGAGGUACCGGGAGGAAUUGAAAGGCAGAGACAUCACGCUGAUCAGACAGAACCACAAGGUGGAAGUGAUGCGUGAAGAAAUGUCAAAGACCAAGGCUGAACUCAGGCAAAUCGGAGAGGAGCUCAAUCUCAGUAGCGCACAGUCGCAGGAAAUAAACUCCCAGCUUGAAACAUUGAGAGCAGAGUCUGAUGAGGAAAUAAUAAGGCUGAGAGGAGAUGUAGAGAGGGCCAGAGUGGAGUAUAGAGAGCUUGCUCUUAAGGCUGAUUUGAGCAGGAUUCAGGCUGAAGAAGAGGCCAAAAGGCAGGCUGUCGCACUGCUGCAACAAACGGAGGACAUGAAAAUGAAACAGGAGGUGCAGCUGCAACAGUUGAAUGCCUCCCAUUGUGCAGAAUUGAGCGUGGCGAGAAAAACAAACGGUGAAUUACAGGACCGCCUUCAAUCAAUGGCCUCACAAGUGCUGCAGCUAAAAAGCACUUUGACUGAGGUAUCUACUGAGCGAGAUGGGCUGAAAGAACAUUUAAGUCAAAUGAGACAAGCCUUUGAGACACAGUCUACGACACUGCUCAGCCUCAGAAAUUACAUCGGCCAGCUUGCCCCGGAGAAAGGAGAGAAGGAACAAUUAAAUGAAGCGCUUGAGAAGCUGAACAAAGAGAAAGCAGCUCUUCAGACGACAGCAGAGCUUUUGACAGUAAGACUUAACUCUGUGAACGAGAUACUUGCUCUCCAAGAAGAGAAAAUAAUAAAGAGGACCUCCACCGAUCCUCUUCGGAAGAAUAGCUCUGAGGGCCUUCAAGUGCUUCAGCUGUAGGAAAAAGUGUUCAAGUUAUGCGUCCAGCUUCGCUCAAAGGACAUAGAGAUAAGAAGAGAGAAGGACAGACUCCUUUCAGACGUGAGAUCCAUGGAGCAGCAGCUCCAGCAGGAGCAGCACGCUGGCAGUGUGCUCCGACACAGCCUGCAGGACCGGAUGGCUGAGCUGGACCUGGAGAGAGUAGAGAAGGAGACGGUGAAGCAGAACUUGGCCAAAGUCCAUAAAGAAAAGGCCGAGCUGAAGAUGCAGAGCCAGAAAGCGGAGGCUGAUAUAAAAACCUUGACGGAAAGUCUGCAGAGGUUCAGUCAGGAAUUUUACAGCAAGGUGGCACAAGUGGGUGCAGCCAAAGCAAAACUCAACACUUUUACCCAAAGGCUUUCUUUUGCCAACAGAAGAGUGGAGACGAUCCAAGGUCUGGUCAUGAGGAAAGCAGCGCUGCAGAAAAUUGAGCAGGCCUGCCGACCGUCAGAAGAUGAUGGAGACAGCACGAGCCUCCAAACGGAGCACAGUUUAGUGUGUGAAGAGAGAGACAGGCUCACCCAGGAGCUCAAACGAACCCCGGAGCUCAUCGAGAAGGCUCUGGCUGAUCUGAAGGAGCAAUAUGAGAGUAAAGUUCGGCAGCAGCAGCAGGAGCUGGAGCAGAGAUGCACGGAGGCGAAGGCGGCCGGAAGUGACAGAGAGGAGGCGGAGCAGACUCUGCAGCAGGUCCGGGCCCAGCUGGAGGAGAGCAGCGGCGGCCUGGAGGCGCUCCGCCACGACCUGCUCCGCCAGCAAGAGCUCAGCGAGCAGGUCUUACGGGAACGAGUCUCUGAGAUUGAGGAACGAUGCGCAGAGAAACUGAGAGAGCUGGAAGGCCAGGUGAAGGCUGCGAGGAGGGAACACACCAAAGCAGUUAUGACUUUACAGCAGUUUCAGAGAGACGCAGCCCGGAAAGAAGAUGAGGAGAAAGAGUCUCAACGUUUGAGCGACAACACAAACCUGGAUGCUUUCAGAGAUCACCUGACAGGGACUGAGAGAGAUAAAGACAUCCCAGGUGACAUAACGGCUCCACCAAACCCUGCUGCUCCCAGGAUUCAACAAGAGCCUUCACAGAGCCGGCGCCCUGCAGAAGCAGAAGUCCAUCUCUCUGCAGAGAGGCUGCGGCGUGUUCUAGAUGAGCUACACCCACUCGGCGCCUCGGUGGUGAACAGCUCUGAGGAAUCUGCAGAGGAAGAAGGAGAGAGGGAUGGCGUGAGACCAGCCGCGGUAGCUGAUGCCUGAAGAAGAGUCACAGACGUAAGCCCAAAAGUGGGACGUGCCAGAUGUCAGAGAACCACGCAGAUGUGCGCCGGGAGUAAUGGCUUGCUGGCCUCAGCACUGGAAAGACACUUUUUACAGAAGUAAACGUUAGAUUCUGUCCAAACAUAACCUGCAUCUCUCUUAAGGACUACCAGACUUGAACAUAUGUUGAUACUGAAACAGACUUUUAAACUAUUGUUUUAAAUAAAAUUG